Dendrobium catenatum is the source of this 1780-nucleotide messenger RNA. RefSeq names its product probable serine/threonine-protein kinase PBL21. The transcript has 5 exons. The record is from RefSeq and is a predicted model, not a curated record. Gene Ontology annotation, molecular function: ATP binding; protein kinase activity. The coding region runs from base 466 to 1623 and encodes 385 amino acids. NCBI's taxonomy places the organism in Eukaryota, Viridiplantae, Streptophyta, Magnoliopsida, Asparagales, Orchidaceae. Gene Ontology annotation, biological process: protein phosphorylation.
UCCGACUACUUAAAAAGGCACUACUAACUUUGAGCGUGGAACGGAAGGAGACCUUAAAAUGGCGCGGCAAUGGCAGCAGGUGGCAGCGUCGUUUAAGGGAAGAAUCUCCCUCUCUAUCUCUCUCCUCCUUAAUUUAGGCGUUUCUGUUACCUCUGCUUUCUCGCGUUCUUCCUCCCCACCUCUCAAAUCUUUCCCCUCUCUCCCAAAAAAGUCACCUUUGAAAUAAGAAACAAAAUCCGCCUCUCACUUCCAUCCCUUCUCUAUUAACUGUUCCGACAAUACAAAUUCCUUCUUUUCAUUCAAUUACAUUGCUUCUAUCGUUAUUUUAUUCUUCUUCUUUUUUUUUCCUCCGAGGCGAAGAGGCUAUGAGUGUCCCCCCCUUCGCUCUUCGGUUGCUGGAGCGAUAGGAGCGAAAAUUUUGAAGUCUCAAUUGCUUUUUAACCCUAGAUUGCUUGAUAAGUUCGUAUGGAAAAAUCUGAGAAAACUGGUUGCUUUUCUUGUAUAAGCCCUCGCCACCGGGAAUCGAGGAGCCGGACGGGCUUUAAAAUUUCUAAUACGUCCUCAGCUCGUUCUUCCUUAUCCCGUGUUAUUGAUUGUUUGGAGAAUGAAACAAACCCGUUGUCUCCGAAAGCAGAUAAUAGCAACUGUACACAAAGUUUUACUUUUAAAGAACUCGAGAUGGUUACCCAAAAUUUCAGGGAGGCAAAUUUGAUCGGCGAAGGUGGUUUUGGAAGGGUCUUUAAGGGCCAACUUGAAAAUGGCCAGGUAGUGGCAAUCAAGCAACUUAAUCGAGAUGGGCUACAAGGAAGUAAUGAGUUUCUUGUGGAAGUUCUAAUGUUAAUGAUGCUGCAUCAUCCUAAUCUUGUCGGCUUAAUUGGCUACUGUGCCGAAGGGUCUGAGAGGCUCUUGGUUUAUGAGUACAUGCCACAUGGAAGCCUGGAAGAUCACCUAUUUUAUUUAUCUCCUGGACAAGAAUCACUAAACUGGAACAUGAGAACGAAGAUUGCCCUUGGUGCCGCCCAGGGGCUCGCCUAUUUACAUGAUGUGGCUAACCCACCAGUUAUUUACCGUGACCUGAAAUCUGCAAACAUAUUAUUGGAUGAGGACUUCAAUCCUAAACUUUCUGAUUUUGGACUUGCAAAGCUUGCACCAGUUGGUGAUAGAACCCAUGUAUCAACGAGGGUGAUGGGAACAUAUGGUUAUUGUGCUCCUGAUUAUGCUAUGAGUGGGAAGCUGACAGUGAAGUCUGACAUAUAUAGCUUUGGCGUGGUGCUCUUGGAGCUGCUCACAGGGAGGAAAGCAUAUGACAUUACCAGGACAUCCGGGGAGGAGAAUUUGAUCUCUUGGUCGCGCCCUUUCCUUAACGAUCGACGACAAUUUAUCCGACUGGCUGAUCCAAUGCUUCGAGGUCGCUUCCCAUCCCGCCCUUUCCACCAGCUUGCUGUUGUCACUUCAAUGUGCCUCCACGAGAAGCCACACGUUCGCCCGGCUGCUCGCGACAUAGUCUAUGCACUCAACCAUGUUGCCUCUCAGCCUUAUGUUGAUUCAGACCAUGCUGCUUCAUCUGCAGAAUCUCAGAUGCAGAAUGAUUCUAAUAACCAAAGCCGUUCAUUUUCUCAUUGAGAGUUUGAGACCAAAACAAGAAAAAAAGAAAAAAAAAGUUCUAAACUAUUAAGCCUGCAUAUUAUAAGAUAUUAACUGCAUUUUUGGUAAAGUUGAUGUCAAUAAUGAGAUGAUUGUUGGUUAUUAAUGAAAAUGUGUUGAGAAUCUUUGAUCCUCA